Molecule: messenger RNA, 2477 nt
Organism: Notolabrus celidotus (New Zealand spotty)
Lineage: Eukaryota; Metazoa; Chordata; Actinopteri; Labriformes; Labridae
Product: natural resistance-associated macrophage protein 2-like
Exons: 16
Coding region: 352-2106 (584 amino acids)
Biological process (GO): metal ion transport
Cellular component (GO): plasma membrane
Molecular function (GO): manganese ion transmembrane transporter activity; iron ion transmembrane transporter activity; cadmium ion transmembrane transporter activity
Source: RefSeq, a predicted model, not a curated record
GCCAAUAAAUCAGGUCACGAGACAGAAAGAGGUGCAACCACCAACAAUGGGUUCAUUUGUGUAAGUUAGAGUGCCGGUGUGUUUCCUCCCUCCUCCCUCCUCCCCCCUCCCUCCUUACCUGUCCGGUCAGUUUACACCCUCACGCGCAGGGACAGAGUCCAACCUGCCGGAUUUUCCUGCUUUCAUUAAACUUCAGAGGAAACAACCAGAACAGGGAGGAGAGAGAAAAUGAACCUGGGAGCAGGGACUGAGGUUUACAGGUGUUAUAUCAGUUUCGGUUGAUGAGUUUAUAGUUUUAUAAUCAAGUUUAAAGAGAUUUUAUAAAAGAAGAAGAAGAAGAAGAAGAAGAAGAUGUUUUCCUUCCUGAGGAAAGUCAGAGACCCCCCACCUGAGAACAUCCACAUCUCCUGUCUGCCACCCAGUAUUCCCACAGACCUGGAGCCGGAACAAACUGGAGGACAAAGUGAUGUACCGGAAGAGAAAGCAGUGAUCCAGACGUCAUACACACACAGAGUCACACCUCCUUCAGUCUUCCUCCAGAAACACAAUGACCCAGUUUCUAGUACUUACUUUGACCAGAGGGUCCCUGUUCCUGAGGACCACAGUGAGAGGGGGAUUAGUCUACGUAAAUUGUGGGCCUUCUCCGGACCGGGGUUCCUGAUGAGCAUAGCCUACCUGGACCCAGGAAACAUCGAGUCUGACCUGCAGUCUGGUGCUAAAGCUGGCUUCAAGCUUCUCUGGGUCCUGCUGGGAGCCACAAUCAUCGGCCUGUUGCUACAGCGGCUGGCGGCUCGGCUGGGCGUCGUCACUGGGAUGCACCUCGCUGAAGUCUGCAACCGCCAAUACCACACUGUUCCUCGGAUCAUCCUGUGGUUGAUGGUGGAGCUGGCGAUCAUCGGCUCGGACAUGCAGGAGGUCAUCGGCUGUGCCAUCGCUUUCAGCCUCCUCUCCUCCGGCAGGAUCCCCUUGUGGGGCGGAGUCCUCAUCACCAUCAUCGACACAUUCGUCUUCCUCUUCCUGGACAAGUACGGUUUGAGGAAGCUGGAAGCCUUCUUUGGUGUCCUCAUCACCAUCAUGGCCGUCACCUUCGGGUAUGAGUACGUGAUGGUGAGUCCGGAUCAAGGCGAGGUCCUGAAGGGGAUGUUCGUGCCGUACUGCAAGGACUGCGGCCCCGUCCAGCUGACUCAGGCUGUGGGCAUCGUCGGCGCCGUCAUCAUGCCUCACAACAUUUACCUCCACUCCGCUCUCGUCAAGUCUCGAGAGGUGGAUCGAACCAACAAGAAGGAAGUCCGAGAGGCAAACAAGUACUUCUUCAUCGAGUCCACCGUCGCGCUCUUCAUCUCUUUCCUCAUCAAUGUGUUUGUGGUGUCGGUUUUUGCUGAGGCGUUCUACGGACGCACAAACCAAGAGGUGUACACAGUCUGCAAUGAAACAGGCAGCCCACAUUCAUCCAUGUUCCCUCAGGACAAUCAAACUCUGGCUGUGGACAUCUACAAAGGGGGAGUAGUGUUAGGCUGUUUCUUUGGCCCGGCAGCACUCUACAUCUGGGCUGUGGGGAUCCUCGCAGCUGGUCAGAGCUCCACCAUGACUGGAACGUACUCGGGACAGUUCGUCAUGGAGGGUUUCCUGAACCUGCGAUGGUCUCGUUUCGCUCGGGUGUUGCUGACCCGGUCCCUCGCCAUCACACCCACUCUGCUGGUCGCCAUCUUCCAGGAUGUGAAGCACCUGACGGGCAUGAAUGACUUCCUCAACGUGCUGCAGAGUCUGCAGUUGCCAUUCGCCCUGAUUCCCAUCCUCACUUUCACCAGUCUGCCGUCUCUCAUGGACGAGUUUGCAAACGGGCUAGUGUUUAAGAUCGGAGGAGGUCUGGUGAUCGUGAUGGUGUGCUGCAUCAACAUGUACUUCGUGGUGGUGUACGUUGCAGCUCUGAACAGUGUGUGGCUCUACAUCCUGGCUGCGUUCCUCUCCAUCGCGUACCUGACGUUCGUGGGAUAUUUGGUGUGGUUGUGUCUGAUAGCUCAGGGUGUUACCUGGUUGGAUCCGAGCAGGAGGAAAGGCACCGACACGUCCGUCCUGAUCUCGCAGGAGCCGGAGUUUGACUCCUGAAUCAAACGUGUGAUCGAGUGGACGCUUUGUUUUGAAGGUGCUGCUGUCAGUCAUCGAAAGCGUGAGCGCAGUUUCUUCUGACCAGAAGGUACAUGACGGACUGUGACACUGGCUCCAGACAUGAACACUAACAUGAUAUGACACUCCAUCAAUCAUAAGCAUUGAAACACUACAGGUGUGGUGCACCGUGUCAUACAGGUACUUAUCGAUAUGUGAAGGAGAAGAGUUUCUACAGACAUUCCUCCACCAGGAUUCCGUCCAGUCAAACACAAUUAUGCACACUCACUAUGAGGACGCUUCAGAAAGUUCAUUUACUUUAUUUAUUUAAUGUUUAAUUGUAUUGGGGCGAAUAUAAGACUGUUCUACAUUCA